Messenger RNA from Brenthis ino (lesser marbled fritillary), 897 nucleotides. Lineage: Eukaryota; Metazoa; Arthropoda; Insecta; Lepidoptera; Nymphalidae. The record is from the annotation of a GenBank genome assembly.
AUGACCAGCACAAUGUUGCACUUCGCAUUGAUACUCCUUGUUGCACAGAGCGCUUUCGCCCUCCCAUCGGUUGGCGUCAACUUUUACAACAUCGACCCAAAUAAACCAUUCAAAGACAAUGGACAACUCGUUUCCAGCUCUAUAACCGAUGGUGCCCUCCAGUACAUCGAUGGCGGUGAUACCCCACUGUAUGCACAGAUCCUUAUCCAAAUCAUCAAUGACCUAGCUAACUCAGGCGACAAAGCUUCCCAGGCUACCGCCGUCUUGCAAACCAUCGUAUCUAUCGGUGAACUCGCUAAUGGAUCCCCCGGUGACUCUUGCGAAGCAGCGGCGUUCAUCAAUGCUUCAGCAUCAGGUAACAUCGGAGAGAUUCGUUCCACCCUUACUAGCUUUGCACAACGUAUCAUUAGCUACAUGGAUAUUAUCUCACAACUUGUCGUCAACCCUAACGCCGUUCGUUACAGUGCUGGUCCAAGAGGCAAUUGUCUUGGUGGUGGAAGAAGCUACCGUUUCGAAGAGUUCUGGGACGUCAUCCUUGGCAACGCUAACGCCUACCAAAUUGAUCUCCUGAACGAGGAGUAUUGCGCCGCUAGACGGCUCUACAACGCGUUCAACGUGCGCAGCAACAACCUCUCCGCCGCCAUCACCGCCUCCGCCGGCCCGCAUGCCUUGCAGCUCAUGCACCACGCUAUGGGACCAGUUGCACAGGUAUUUAGUGUUGCUAGAUCUACAGAUAGAUCCUGGAUUUUUGAUACCACACAAAUUACGUUACUAAGCUCAUUGCUGCUGUGGGGCAAAUUGUGGAAUGAUCUUUCUAAGGUUUUCUCUCCGUCGCCGACCGCAAGCCUCGCAGCUCGCGCAGAACUCACUCAGACUUGCACAGGUAUGUGUUUCCUC